AUGUGUCCCAAAGCAUUGCAGCAUCAUCACACGGUUCAGCUCAGGAAACUGGUGUUCCCCGAGUCGAGAUCUUCAUUUCCGACCGCCGGUGAGUCCCACAAGGAACGUCUAAACGGCAUGUCGAGCAAGUCGGGCAGCGUCGAUCAAGAGUACACACAAGCUCUGAGGACCAGGUCCUACGAGGAUAUGUGCACUAAAGUCCAAUUCCAGAUUGGCAGAACAAGCAUUCGCAGAUCGCUUUCCUCUCCUUCUCCGUCUACCGACGCCCGUUGCAUGGUGCACCUCUCGGAAUCGCUCCUUGAGCCCGGGCAGGAAACCCUCGCGAGAAUGAUCAAGACCUUGAAUUUCCACCGUCUUCUCGUGGACUACUUCGAGGCGAGUUCGGAAGCAUUUGACAUGUGCGAGUUGCUCCUCCGGGGGAUCCAUCAGACCCGCACCAAUUACCAAAGGAUCAGAAGGGCAAUCAAGUUGGCAAAAUUGGUAUCUGAAGACACAAGUCAUGCAGAAGAGGAGAGCCGUCUGAUAUGCCUAGAGCUGUCUGCGUUCGCCUCGCAGACAAACCCCUUGUGGGCAAUCGCCCAGGUUCAGUUGCCAGGGAUGCACGAUGAUCACUGGGCAUUGUUUCGCGAGUUGAUGUCCAAGCGCAAGCAGAUGCGGAGGACAACGAAGCUGGCCAGGGCUUGCAAGAGGGUCGGAGGGCUCGGCCUGAUUGUUUCCUCCGGCCUGAUCUCAGCAGCUUCGCUGGUGUUCACAAGCUGCAGAAUUGGGAUGUGCAACAGGAAGGAGAAGUCCAUCCGGCCAUCUUCAUGUCCGGAGAAAAGCUCAUCGACUGAAGGAGUUGGCGCGCAGCUCGACAUCGCGGCGAAAGGGGUGUUCAUACUGAUCAACGACAUGGACACGGUAAGCAGGUGGGCCGGGAGAUUGCGCGAUGAGGUCGAGCACGGAAGAUCGAGGGCUGGGAUGGCGGUGAGGAAUUACACGAAGAAGGGUGAGAUGGUGAGGGAGGUUGUGAAGGAGUUUGAUGUGCACAACGCCUGCUUCUUGGAGCAGCUGGAGGAGCUUGAAGAGCAUAUAUACUUGUGCCUUCUCGCCAUGAACAGGUCAAGAAGGUUGGUUGUGGAAGAGAUCUUGAUCUCUCAGUCCAUGAGCUGAAUCAAAGUGGUCAAUGAUCAAUUUAUCUCACAAGUAAUUGCUUGUCAAAUUAGAUCUUUUUGUGGUAGCUGCCAUCUAAAAAUAAUAUUGGCACCGAAAUAAGCUUCAGUUUUCUCCUCCUUAAUUAACUAUGGUUGAGA
This is a messenger RNA of Rhodamnia argentea, 1292 nucleotides long. RefSeq names its product UPF0496 protein At1g20180-like. The transcript is spliced from 3 exons. The record is from RefSeq and is a predicted model, not a curated record. Bases 1 to 1152 code for a protein of 383 amino acids. NCBI's taxonomy places the organism in Eukaryota, Viridiplantae, Streptophyta, Magnoliopsida, Myrtales, Myrtaceae.